AUGCAAAAUCAAGCACACGCUGUAUGGUUCGAGGAUGAAUUUUCACUACCUGUGGACACUGGCAGCGAUUCUGGCGCGACAUAUCAGAUACAGAGACUAAUAGUCUCGCGGUCUGGGUCGAAUACAAUCAAUACCGAGAAGGGAGAGGAUGUUAUCCCCGGAAGCUCGCCCACUCCAGGCGAACAUGAAAUCACGGCUUCAGCUGUCCGACUGCUGUGCAGGUGGAGAGGAAAUUGCUGGCGGCCUAUAGCGAGAACAGGGAGAAUACCUGGAUUCUUGGAUUCGGCGAUCGUUGAAAUAAUGGGGGGCUUUCGUGCUGUAGAGGAUCGACCGACACCGAAGGAGGUGUACAAUUGGAGGCUUUUCUCGGAGGCCGCCAUCAUUGGAACUGGAUCAUUGCUGUUUGGCUACGACUCGGCAUUCGUUGGGACUACUAUUGCUAGACAGAGCUUUAAGGACGACUUUGGUAUAUCGGAAUCAAAUGCCAACUAUAUAUCCAGCAAUAUCACCUCUACAUUCCAGGCCGCGGCUUUCUUCGGCGCAAUAUUUUGUUUUCUGAGUAUGAAACCCUGGGAAUAUGUGAUUAGCAAACCAUUGACUCACAAACUGGCAGCUACCGAGGUCGUGGGCAGAAAAUGGGCACUCCAGAUUUCGAAUCUUGUAUUUCUCAUUGGCGCCAUUCUCAUGACUGCCGCCACUCACCAGUUGUCGUAUAUUUACGCCGGACGCGCCUUGACGGGUCUUGCUUGCGGCUUCAUCACUGCGACUGUACCCAGUUACAUUGCAGAACUAUCGGUCUCCUCGAUUCGCGGCAUCCUCACAGGCCUGUUUGAAAUUGCCUAUCAGAUUGGAUCAGUCAUAGGUUUCUGGAUAAACUAUGGUAUCGACGAGACGCUCAACCCCACAGCUAGCACGAGUUGGCGGAUUCCUAUGGCUGUUCAGAUCAUCCCGUCUGCCAUCCUGCUGUUUGGAGGUUUCUUCCUUCACGAAAGCCCACUCUGGCUGUUUCGGAAAGGCAAAGAUGAGCGAGGGACGAACGCACUCGAAGAACUGCGCCACCUUCCCAGGGAUCACCAGUACAUUGCGGAAGACAUCGCAAUCAUCAAAGAUAGGCUCAGAGAGGAGGAAGCGAUCGCUAAUGAAUACGGGACGGGGACAUGGGCAUAUUCCCGCGGGGCUCUGCAUGAGCUAUCUCGUAAAGGAAUGCGUAACAGAGUUGCUCUAGUUUUCUGCGCUUUCGUACUUCAGAACAUGUCGGGCGCUGCUGCUAUCAAUUAUUACUCGCCUACACUUUUCAAGUCGAUUGGCAUCCAGGACGUUACCCUGUAUACAGGCAUCUAUGGACUGGUGAAGGCCAUCGCCUCGAUCAUCUUCUACAUUUUCCUCAUCGACGUCUGGGGCCGGCGAAGUCCCACUAUAUUAUCUUCGAUUGCAUGUUCACUAUGCCUCUGGUUCAUUGGCGCUUAUGUGAAGAUAGGCCACCCUGCCGAUAUUCUCAAGGGAGGCGGCAAGCUCUCUUCUUCAACUGCCGCCGGAGGAAAGGCUGCCACUGCCAUGAUAAUGAUCUACUCCGUAUUGUACGUGACCCUAACCGCCUGUUGGAGUGAUUAA
Messenger RNA from Aspergillus terreus NIH2624, 1611 nucleotides. RefSeq lists its product as uncharacterized. The record is from RefSeq and is a predicted model, not a curated record. The transcript has 8 exons. The coding region runs from base 1 to 1611 and encodes 536 amino acids. NCBI's taxonomy places the organism in Eukaryota, Fungi, Ascomycota, Eurotiomycetes, Eurotiales, Aspergillaceae. Gene Ontology annotation, cellular component: membrane. Gene Ontology annotation, biological process: transmembrane transport; carbohydrate transport. Gene Ontology annotation, molecular function: carbohydrate:proton symporter activity.